AUGUCGAAGAACAAGUUCGUCGUUCGAGGCCUCACCUGGUAUCCUCCGAGACCAACAAAGGACCCCUCGACCGGCGACACGAGCCGGAGUAGCUGCUCAAUCGAGCACUUAUCGAACGAGGUCCUACUCAUAAUAUUUGCGUAUUGCGGCCCCUUCACCGUGGCACAGUGUACUAGGGUCAACCGGCGCUGGAAUCGACUAGGAAAUGCACGGCUGGACACGAACUCGAUAUACCUCUCUAGUGAUGAGGGGAUUUAUGCUACGCUGUUCACCACGAAGACAUGCAAUCAGCUGCUCCGCAGGAUUUCCCCGGUCGUGCGCUGUUUUGAUGUUGCAUCCCUGAGUUAUAGUAUCAUCGUGAACGGGCCCUUCCCGCCAUUUAGUCGCCUCGUCGAGCUGAAGCUCGGCUUAAACUCGAUCCAAAACCAACGUACAGUCCUUCAAAUUGUCAGUUCCUGCCAAGAAACUCUUCGUUCGCUGACUCUCGACUCUACUAAACGUCUGACAAAACGUUUUGCCAAACGCCUGGCACCUUACUUGACAAAUCUGCAUUCUCUUUUUCUCACUUACAGCUUCGGGUACACAAGGAAAGAUGACGAAUUUGAGUGUACUAUCCUCCUUCUUCGAGCGCCAAAGGAACUACGCAAUCUUCGCCUGCCGUCCGAUCUCAAGUCGCUUCAUUUUCCAAUAGUUCAGGAAUUGAUCCGCCAGCACCUGAAGACGCUUGAAUAUCUUGAACUGCAAGGUAGCCAAUUCGAUCGUGAAGGUUUGUUUAGGAUCCUUGGAGAUUUGAAUGUGCAAACUAACACACUAUCGCCGUCGCCCCUCAAACUGAAAAGAUUACAUCUGUCGCUCUGCCAAAAUCCGUAUGGUGCAACAAUAUGGAACAGACUAAGAGGUAGUCUGACAAACCUCACGUAUAUAGACCUCUCAAGUUGGAAAGACGCUACUGGACUGUCGCAGUUCUUCCGGUGGACUCCGAAAAUUGAAAAGAUAUCCGCCUGGAACAUGAAAGGGAUCACCGAUGAGGUGCUGCUGUGUAUUAUGCACUCGUGCAGAUAUCUAAAAGAACUGAAUAUUUCUGACAAUACCGAGCUGACUACGUCGGUCCUCUGGCAAUUCAUUAGAUCAGCACCGGACAGUCUUAGGGUCCUGGACCUUACACGUACGAGCUGCGUCACGGACUCGGUCAUACUGGAGCUGCUCAAUCUGUCUCGAAAACGGUCAUGGGAAAUGUUCACAAAAGACCCCAAGAAUUAUGUGUGCCGGUGCAAUAUCACGUUUUAUGUGAGCGGCUGUAAAAAUCUUACUUCCGCAUCCUCUGCAUUCUUUUUCUUACAGCUCUCUGAAUUUUAUUUGGUGCGGCCGGGAGAGAUAGUCGUUGGAUCAUGGCCGCUCGCGUCUUCAGAAUGGUUCAGGAAAUUUUCAGGAUUUCUGUCGACAGAUAUUCAGGAUGCAAGUCAAUUUACGAGCGUAGUCACGCCGUGCUAUCCCCACAUGUCGUCGAGUUUAUUUCUGUUCAGAGAUCCCGACUCUGAGAGCCUCAGAAGAACGCGAUUAGAUAUACCGAUGUUGAUGAUAAAGACUUUGAUUGAAGAUAUACGUUUAAGGAAGCAUUUGGUUCGACCUGCAACAAAUAUCGAGAUGGAGUCGUUGCUUAAGCAGUACUUGGCAAACCUCACGACAUUUCAGGACGCGCGAUUUGCUAUCUGUGGUUUUGAUAGGAUUACAGAGAGAGUUUUCGGAGACCAGGUAGAAGCCGUGUUGGAUGGGCUGGGUAUCAAACUGGCGUAUGAGGGGGAGCAGGAGAACGUCGACAUUGCAGACUAA
Myxozyma melibiosi is the source of this 1830-nucleotide messenger RNA. RefSeq lists its product as uncharacterized. Gene Ontology annotation, cellular component: cytoplasm. Gene Ontology annotation, molecular function: protein binding. Lineage: Eukaryota; Fungi; Ascomycota; Lipomycetes; Lipomycetales; Lipomycetaceae. The record is from RefSeq and is a predicted model, not a curated record. The transcript is spliced from 2 exons. Bases 1 to 1830 code for a protein of 609 amino acids.